Aaosphaeria arxii CBS 175.79 is the source of this 2284-nucleotide messenger RNA. RefSeq lists its product as uncharacterized. The record is from RefSeq and is a predicted model, not a curated record. Bases 385 to 1950 code for a protein of 521 amino acids. Lineage: Eukaryota; Fungi; Ascomycota; Dothideomycetes; Pleosporales. The transcript is spliced from 3 exons.
CUCUACUGUGCAUCUACCUACGACUCCACGAGGUAUUAUUCUCAAAUCAAGGCGUGCGGUUUGUCCAAUUGAUCAUCCUGCAUUACGACGAAACUUGCAAUUAUCAUUUCCCUCGUCUCCUUUCAUCUUCCCUCUUCCCUGUUGGGCCGAGGUUCCCAUGCACGCGCACGCGACCUCUCCCAAUAGCUAGUACCUAGUAAUACUCGUACCCACCCCCAAUACUACCCCAUUCCACCCCGUCCUUCCACCCCUUCCAGUGCUUCCACCGUUUUCUGACACUUCCAUCGCGGUUUCCCCCGGGAAGAUCUUCAUGUUUUUCUCCUUGAUGAUCCCUGGUUGCGAGCUUCUUCUUCCCCGCGCAUUCAUUCUGCAUUCCCUUCCGUCAUGGCAAGAGUAAGACAUCUCGGUCCAGCGGUACGCCUGCAGCUUGCUCGUCCGCUUGCUACAGCUUACUUGCUGGGGCUGUUGUCUAGCGCAGGUCCACGUCUGGCCAAAGUGCUGGUCCUGUUGCUCAAGGGGAAACUCAGUGGUAGGGCUGCCACUCUACAGUGGUCUUCGAUCCUCCGCCAGGGGACGGCCUUGCAUCGUUUCCCUACUUUCUGCGGCGUCCUCAUUGGAGGUACGACACUACUCCCUGCUCCAAUCAGAGCUCUGAUCACUCUACUGCUUCGUGCCGUCCGCAUCAAUGCCACAUCAAGUCCCGACUAUGUGAGAUCUAUUGAUCGGAUUGCAAGGUUCAUUGCCGCUCUCGUCUCAGCAUUCGUUUCGUUCCACCUUCUCAAUCGCAAACCCCAGGAUGGCCGAGAGGAAAGUCAGAUCAAAACCAACCUCCCUACAAGUCACCUCGAGGUCCUCCAACCAGGACCCUUUGAUCAGCCGCCGGAAUAUGGCGCUCGGGAUGUGGAGGUCGACGAGGAAACGUUGAAGGCGAAGUCUCUGUCCAGACUCGACCUAGCUGGACGAACAAUGGAUCUGACCAUGUUCGCUGUCGUGCGAGCGCUUGAUGUGGUAGUCACGUCGAGCUGGCGACGACUAUCCAGACAUCGGCCGAGUUCAUCCUCCGUGGCCGUCGUAUCCCGAAACACGCCUCCAGUACUGUUCAGCUUCGCUGCCGCGACCAUAAUGCACGCUUGGUUCUACGCCCCAUCGCGGCUGUCAUCCACGUACAAUCGCUGGAUCUCAGCAGCAGCAGAAUUAGAUGACCGUCUAUUGCUUGCGCUCCGUCAUGCUCGGUACGGCACUUGGGUCUAUGGAAAAGAUACCGGAAUGGCACCACUCCUCGGGUCCAUGUGUCGCGACUAUGGCCUACCAGAAGAGCUGGGUGAUCCCGCCAAGACGAUUCCCAUUCCCUGUGAACUCGUCCACAUGGGACGCAGCAAAUCCUGUGAGGUCCACGGCAUGUGGAGAUUCUACCGAGGGUGGCUGUUCGCGGCGAAGAUGUAUGCUCCGCUUCACUUCAUCGUCUUGGUUCGACACCUCAGAGCACAUCGCCUAGCAGGGCGUCGAAUCUGUAGUAAAUCUAUAUCGCCGCUCGUGCUUAGAUUCUUCACUUCUACAGCGCGAGCCUCCGCCUUCUUAGGCGCUUUCAUUGCGGCAUUCUACUAUGGUGUCUGUAGCGCCCGGACCCGAUUUGGACCCGCGAUAUUUUCUUUCAAAACUGUCACGCCCCAGAUGUGGGAUUCUGGGUUAUGUGUUCUGGCAGGUUGUUUCUUGUGCGGGUCGAGCAUCUUAGUAGAAGAGCCGCGGAAACAAUUAGAGAUUGUCUUCUUCGUCCUACCGCGUGCGCUGGCGACCUGGUUUCCUCGUCGCUAUCUGCCCGAGAACAGGUGGAAAGAGCAUGCUGCCUUCGCGCUGAGCUCUGCGAUCGUGUUGACGGCAGCUCAAGAAGACCCCAAGAACAUACACGGUGUCAUUGGUAAACUGCUACAUGCCCUCACAAAGACGGCCUGAAUGCGCCAGUAGGAUGCUUCGCCGAUCCAAACUACUUGUGACGACGCUUAAGACCCUGAAAGAUGAUUAUAACAGCGCGAGCUAAUCAUAGGGCAAGUAAUUAAUAGCCCUCGAAAAUGAUUUCCUUAAGCUUAAAGAUGCCCGAUGAGCAAUAGCCAGGGCCAGAGUUGUCGGCGGGAACAAUCCCGGCCGGUGAUGUCAGACGUUGCGAACGACCAGGGCGGCCGGCAACUUCCAUGCCUUUUAGCAAUAACAGUGAUUGGAUGUAUAUCUGAUUCUAUAAUUAUCAAGACGCGGGGUUGGACAUUAAACAGUUUAACAGCCGACCCCGCGC